This is a messenger RNA of Pogoniulus pusillus (Red-fronted tinkerbird), 4291 nucleotides long. RefSeq names its product ATCAY kinesin light chain interacting caytaxin (gene ATCAY). The transcript has 13 exons. Gene Ontology annotation, cellular component: cytoplasm. The coding region runs from base 478 to 1566 and encodes 362 amino acids. Lineage: Eukaryota; Metazoa; Chordata; Aves; Piciformes; Lybiidae. Gene Ontology annotation, biological process: apoptotic process. The record is from RefSeq and is a predicted model, not a curated record.
CACACACACACCCUCUAUCAUCACCGCCACCACCCUCAUCCUCCUCACACACACAAAAGCAGUGCGAUUAGCUGCCUUAGGGGAGCUGAGGCUGAGGCAGCUGCGAGCAGAAAAUCAUCAUCAUCAUCAUCAUCAAGUACCUUGGAGGGGGAGGAGGCAGCAGAGGAAGCAACAGCCAUGGAAUACAAAUAACUGCCCUCAAUUCCCACCCCCAUCCCGCCCCAAAAAUCCAGCUCCCCGAGCAAGGAAUGCUUGGAGGAAGGCCGACCUAGAUGCAUCCCCCCAGCCCCCUGCUGAGGAAGCCGCAGACGUCUGCCGCCGCAUCCCUGCGCUGGAGCUCCUGAGCAGCCCCUCCGCAUCCAGAGGGAUGCUGGGCUGGGAUUCAGGCAGCAUCUGCUUUGUUCCUCGCUAGCCGGCAGCAUCGCCUCAGCCCUUCCUGGAGGGAAGCACCACGCAGCCACCCCUCCUCCCAGCACCAUGGGGACCACAGAAGCCACUUUGAGGAUGGAAAAUGUGGAUGUGAAGGAAGAGUGGCAAGAUGAAGACUUCCCCAGACCUCUCCCAGAAGAGACAGGGAUGGAGUCCCUGGGCAGCCCUACAGAAGAUGAGAACACAUCCUCUCCCCCAAACACGUUAAACUUCAACGGGGCUCAUCGUAAGAGGAAGACUCUUGUGGCACCUGAAAUCAACAUCUCCCUGGACCAGAGUGAAGGCUCCAUCCUCUCUGAUGACUUCUUGGACACCCCUGAUGACCUGGACAUCAAUGUGGAUGACAUUGAGACUCCUGAUGAGACAGAUUCCCUGGAAUUCCUAGGGAAUGGCAACGAAUUGGAAUGGGAAGAUGACACUCCUGUGGCCACGGCCAAGAACAUGCCUGGGGACAGUGCAGACCUGUUUGGGGACGGAGGGGCAGAGGAUGGCAGCGCUGCCAACGGGCGGCUCUGGAGGACUGUGAUCAUCGGCGAGCAGGAGCACCGCAUCGACCUCCAGAUGAUCAAACCCUACAUGAGGGUGGUGACACAUGGAGGCUACUACGGGGAAGGGCUCAAUGCCAUCAUUGUCUUCGCCGCCUGCUAUCUCCCGGACAGUAACCUGGCUGACUACCACUACAUCAUGGAGAACCUCUUCCUAUAUGUGAUCAGCAGCCUGGAGCUGCUGGUGGCUGAGGACUACAUGAUCGUGUACCUGAACGGAGCAACCCCCCGGAGGAGGAUGCCAGGCCUGGGCUGGCUGAAGAAGUGCUACCAGAUGAUAGACAGAAGGCUGCGUAAGAACCUGAAAGCCUUGAUCAUUGUGCACCCCUCCUGGUUCAUCCGGACAGUGCUGGCCAUCUCCAGGCCCUUCAUCAGUGUGAAGUUCAUCAACAAGAUCCAGUACGUUCACAGCCUGGAGGAACUGGAGCAGCUCAUCCCCAUGGAGCAUGUACAGAUCCCAGACUGUGUCCUACAAUAUGAGGAAGAGAGGAUCAAGGCCAGAAAAGAAAGGGCAGAAGAGAAACAAGACCUGGCUGAGAGGGAAAGCAGGUCUGAGCCCCCAGCAGAGGAUCAAGAAACCAGCAUGUCAUGAGUGGAAUGAAUGGAGCAGAAGAAUGAUGCAGCCUGGCACUCACCCACCUACCUGACCUUUUGGUAGAAGACCUUGCCACCAUCUAACUCUUGAGUUCUCUAAAGACCAUGGAGCCAUGCAAAGUCCUUUCAAGUUUUGGCAAACAUUUGACUUUGAAAAGGAAAAUGCAAGGACAAAAAAAAAUAACCCCAAACCCUCCAACAACAAACCAAAAAACUCAAACCCAAGCCACAAAGCAAACCAAGCCAAGAAAAGCACUUUCCAGGAGAGGUUCCAGCAAUGGUUUGUGGAAAGCUGUUGAGCAGUGCAGAGAAUUAACCACAUCUCCUCCCAGGAACAGCAUCCUGCAGUCCAUUAGCCACCAGCCCAGGGAGAGAGAUGUUUGGGUUGGUUUUUGGGGUUGGUUUGUUUCAAUCAGAAACCCUUUCCUCUAACUUGCUGCUGGCCAGCACUGAGAUGCUCUCCUUUAAUCUGCUCACUCCUCCAUUCCAGCAGCCCCAGGGAAUGUCUCAGCCAGGCAAUGAAAAGAGAGCAGCUGCCUGUACUUGUUCCUCCUGGAAAUAACAAGUGCCCACUGGUCUGGGCACCUCUUUCAGCCAGGGGCACCUCUUUCAGCCAUGGGCACCUCUUUCAGCCUUGGGUACCUCUUCCAACCUUGGCCACCUCUUCCCACCUGGGAACCUCUUCCAACUUGGCCACCUCUUCCCACCUGGGCACCUCUUCCCACCUGGGCACCUCUUCCCACCUGGGCACCUCUUCCAACUUGGCCACCUCUCCCAUCCUUGGCCAUCUCUUCCAACCUUGACCACCUCACUUAAUUCAGUUAUUAACUCACACCCAACUAAAUGCCACCUCGAACCCCAAACUGUUCUCUCUUGGUUUGCAAGGCAUUGAGAUAACUCUCCAAGAGAGACCCAAAAUGCCAGGGCAGCCUCCACAGGUGAGCAUCUCCUCCUGCCAGCAGGCAGGUCUGGCUGGAAGAGGGAGCCUUGUGGACAGGAAAGCUUCUGACACUUUGUCUCUGUGUGGAUUCCAUGCUGCUGGACAAUCAUUCACUCCUAAUACCUCCUGCUGUGCAGACAAAGCUGCUUAAAGGGCUCCCAGGAUGUUAGGGGUUGGAAGGGACCCAAGGACAUCAUCCAGCCCAAUCCCCCUGCCAGAGCAGGACAAUCCUAUCUAGCACAGAUCACAGAGGAACACAUCCAGACAGGCUUUGAAAGGCUCCAGAGAAGGUUGAACUGUCCUCCCUGCUGGCCCUGGGCAACCAGGCUCUCUCAUCUCCAAACACAGCUGCCCAGGGAAGCCCAGAGAGGGAAUGCUACAGUGGUAGAGGCAAGAGGCUGUGGUUGGCUUAGCCAUGAGAUGGAGAAGUGAUCCUGAGGCUCCUGAAGUGUGUAGUUUGGACUCUUGAGGAUUCUGUGAGCAAAGCAGAGGAGAAAAUUAAGAUACAACUCUCUGCCCACAACCAUUUGGAAGCUCCUGGUGCCAGCAGAGCCAACUUAGCCAAGCUGAAGCACAGCAGAGGAACCCCCACAGUGAAGACCUACCCAUGGAUCUCAGCACUCAAGGACUAUUCCAAGCCUAAGCCAGGGCUGUUUGACAUUGCCAACCCUUCACUCUGCUCCAUAAUCCCCUGGAGGGCAAUCCUGGCAAGGCAAAGCUCUCCUCAAGACAAGAAGGUCUCUUUUGGGUACCUUUCAGUGGAGACAACUGCUGCAGGGAGCUUUGUUUUCCCCAAAUGCUUGGAAGGAGCAAGGAAUUCAUAGAAUCAUGGAAUUGGGUUGGAAAGGACCUCCAAGAUCAUCCAGUACCAUGAGCAGGGACAUCUCCUACCAGCCCAGGGUGCUCAAGGACUCACCCAACCUGGCCUUGGACACCUGCAGGGAGGGGACAUCCACAGCCUCCCUGGGCAGCCUGUUCCAGAGUCUCCCCAUGAGCAGAAAGUGUUUUCUGACCUCCCUUCCUCCUUGAUAAAGGUUUCCUCUGCCACACUCCCACCACAGACCUGUUUGCCACACAGACCUUUGCAUGGCAGGCAGAGCACUGCACCCAAAGCAUCAGCCCCAGGAGCUGAAGGUGGUUAAAACCUCCACCCUCUGCCUCACCAGCAUGGUAGAGAGCACCAAGCAAGCAUCAACCUCCCAGUGCUUUCUAGAAAGGUCACUAAGAGCCAAUUAGCAGCCAGUGCUGAGCUGCAAGAGAGGGGGGGGAAAGGACUUGAGGGGGGAAAAAAGGACUUGAGGGGGAAUAAAAAGACUUCAGGAGGAAUAAAAGGACUUGAGGAGGAAUAAAAGGACUUGAGGGGGAAUAAAAGGACUUCAGGAGGAAUAAAAGGACUUCAGGAGGAAUAAAAGGGCUUCAGGAGGAAUAAAAGGACUUGAGGAGGAAUAAAAGGACUUGAGGGGGAAUAAAAGGACUUGAGGAGGAAUAAAAGGACUUGAGGGAGAAUAAAAGGACUUGAGGGGGAAUAAAAGGACUUCAGGAGGAAUAAAAGGACUUGAGGGGGAAUAAAAGGACUUGAGGGGGAAUAAAAGGACUUCAGGAGGAAUAAAAGGACUUCAGGAGGAAUAAAAGGACUUCAGGAGGAAUAAAAGGACUUGAGGGGGAAUAAAAGGACUUCAGGAGGAAUAAAAGGACUUGAGGGGGAAUAAAAGGACUUGAAGGGGAAUAAAAAGACUUGAGGGGGAAUAAAAGGACUUCAGGAGGAAUAAAAGGACUUGAGGGG